Molecule: messenger RNA, 2427 nt
Organism: Aspergillus lentulus
Lineage: Eukaryota; Fungi; Ascomycota; Eurotiomycetes; Eurotiales; Aspergillaceae
Source: RefSeq, a predicted model, not a curated record
AUGGCGUCACGUAGGUCGAGGUCUCCAUCGACCCCUUCUGAGGGUGAGAUCAUCGAAUCAGGUUCAGAGACGAAGGCAACUACGUCGCAACUUCCUCUUAAUGGCACCAGCGUUGACCGUCAAACCAGAGUCAGUACAUCGUCCGCCCUCAGGUCUCCAGCAUCUGUAGGCAGAUCGCCACGCCAACGGAGGUCCAGGACGAGGACUUGGUCGCGUUCGCGAUCGCGAUCCCGCUCUCGCUCACCCUAUCGAGACUACCGAGGGCAGAAACGUCGGCGCGAGGAUGACUUUCACGAGAGGCGUUAUCGAAACGAACCAUCUCGACGCGGAGGUCCCAGGCAUAACGAUGACAGACAUUAUAAUCGAAACCCUACUUCCCAUGUACGCGCUAGACCUUAUCACGAUUAUGACCGAGACGAUUAUUACGGUGGUGGUCUCCGAUACACGGAUGACUAUGAUCGACGUGGGGAUAAGCCACCUCGGACACGAAGCCGAUCACCCUACCGGGAAAUACGAAAACCCAAACAGUACUCGGGCGACGAAUGGGAUUCUCAUAGAGAGGGCAGCGUGGCAUCCCGCGAUACUGAAAGACGAAGGUCAUCUACUGAACAGUUAGUGAGCGAGCGAGGGAACCCUCCGGUCGUCGCUCAAGAUUCUAGACAAGAUGCUGAAGUUCGAAAGAAUCAGGUGCUGCAGUUUCCUUCUCAUCCUUCCUCACGCGUUGAAGACAGUGCAACUGGGCCCUCAGUACAAGAAAGUCAAGACACUGCAGACGAACCUGCUGAAGCGCUCGAUGAGGCAGCUCGGUUAGAAGCUCGCCGCAAACGACGCGAAGCUAUCAAGGCAAAGUAUAGAGGUCAAGCAACGCCUCUGCGUCUGCAAGCUCAUAUUGGUGCUGAUACUGAUUCAUCUACGCCAACUCCGAGCUUGGAUGCGAUGCGAUCCAGUAAUGCUGCCUCAGUCUCUCCACAACGGUCGGCUUCCGAAGCACCCAACGAUAGCGCCGGUGAUUCUUUCCCAGAGUUUGGAAAUAAUGCUGAUAUAGCUAAUCACGAUGCACCUACGGACGGUGCAGAUAAAGAUGAGCCAUCUGCGGCGGAUUACGAUCCGACCAUUGACAUGAAAGCAGAAAGACAGAAGCAUGAUGCAGGAGACUCCAAUGGAGACAUGUCUUCGGCUCGCUACGACGAAACGCAGACCGCCAAGCAGGAUGUUCUGAUGCCAGAUGCCCCCCAAGCCCAGCAAUCCGAAGUCAAGGCGAAAGAUCCUUAUGAUAUGUUCGCAGAGGACGACGAUGACAUGUUCGCGGAAGAUAAGGAGGAAACUACGCAACCUACACAUGCCUCGGCCGUGCCGGUGCCUCAGCCGCAAGAGCUCGACAUCAGCAUGAUGGAUAACUGGGACGAUCCAGAAGGGUACUAUAAUGUCCGGCUGGGUGAGUUGAUCAAUGGACGAUAUCAUGUCCAGCAGAAUUUGGGCAAGGGAAUGUUUUCAUCCGUGGUUCGCGCAACAGACGCCAAAACCGGCGGUCUUGUAGCGAUCAAGAUCAUCCGACAGAACGACACCAUGAGGAAAGCAGGAUUGAAAGAAAUUGGCAUCUUAGAGCAACUUCGCGAGGCCGACCCGGAGGAUAAGAAGCACGUCAUCCGUUUUGAGCGACAUUUCGACCACAAGGGCCAUCUGUGCAUGGUCUUUGAGAAUCUGAGCAUGAACCUACGAGAGGUCUUGAAGAAAUUCGGACGGGAUGUGGGCUUGAACCUACGCGCCAUCCGAGCGUAUGCACAGCAGAUCUUCCUUGGACUCAGUCUGCUUCGAAAGUGCAAUAUCCUUCAUGCUGACUUGAAGCCCGACAACCUGCUCGUGAAUGAGCAGCGUAACGUGCUCAAGGUGUGUGACCUGGGAUCGGCUUCACCGGCCACGGAGAACGAGAUCACGCCGUAUCUGGUCAGUCGGUUCUAUCGUGCCCCAGAAAUCAUCCUUGGGAUCCCGUACGACCAUGCAAUUGAUGUUUGGUCGAUCGGGUGUACGCUCUUCGAACUGUACACAGGCAAGAUCUUGUUCACCGGGCGAAACAACAACCAGAUGUUACGCUCGAUCAUGGAAUGCCGUGGCAAAUACCCUCCCAAACUUCUCCGGAAAGGGACCUUGACCCACCAGCAUUUUGAUGAUAUGCUCAAUUUCCACAGCACGGAAGAGGAUAAGAUUACAGGACGUCUGGUUACGAAGGUCCUCGACUUCAAGAAACCCACGCGUGACCUUAGGACCAGGUUGAUGGGCAAAAACGCCAAAGGAAUGACGGAUGGUGAGGCAAAGGAACUGGCGUUGUUUGUGGAUCUGUUGGACCGCUGCCUGAGUCUCAACCCGGAGAAGCGGUGCACACCGGCUGAAGCGUUGAGGCAUCCGUUCAUUGCGCGGCCCAAGGCAUAG